Daldinia childiae is the source of this 1152-nucleotide messenger RNA. RefSeq lists its product as uncharacterized. NCBI's taxonomy places the organism in Eukaryota, Fungi, Ascomycota, Sordariomycetes, Xylariales, Hypoxylaceae. Gene Ontology annotation, cellular component: membrane. Bases 1 to 1152 code for a protein of 383 amino acids. The transcript is spliced from 2 exons. The record is from RefSeq and is a predicted model, not a curated record.
AUGUCGCUUUCUUCCACGAUUGCCUCUCUCGUACACGAAACCUCAUCCGCAAUAGUCACCGCUACCCCUGAUGCAGUUAUAGGAGUUGACCUCCCUUCUGCUACCAACGACGUGGCCUCGCUUCUUACUACCACCGCGACGGCGAUAGCAGCUGCUGCAACAACGACCAUGCCCGGUCCUGAAGAUGAUCAUGGCGGGGAGGGGGAGUGCCAGCUUGUUGGGCCAUUUGCUUUAAUCGUACAACUCGCGCUAGGUGGACUGGCGCUUCUAUCUCUCGUUUACAAGCGGUGGCGGGAAAGGCCUCAACGACCCGUCAAGAUCUGGUUCUUCGAUGUAUCGAAACAGGUGUUCGGAUCGGUCUUGGUGCACAUCGCGAACGUUUUUAUGUCGAUGCUUACAAGCGGUCGGUUUUCUAUGAAGUUGGAUCCGGUUACCGUGCAGACGGCAGAGAGGUUAUUACGAAGAGAGGACGAAUAUGUCCCGAACCCUUGUUCAUUUUACCUAUUGAAUUUGGCUAUUGAUACUACUAUUGGUAUCCCUAUUCUUAUCAUCCUCCUCCGUGUCUUCACAGGCCUCGUAGCAUAUACUCCUUGGGGAAAGCCGCCAGAGUCAAUCCAGUCUGGCAACUACGGCAGCCCACCUAACGCCUGGUGGUGGUUAAAACAAUCUGUCAUCUACUUCUGUGGCCUGUUUGGCAUGAAGAUCUGCGUUCUCAUUAUAUUCUUGAUAUUACCAUGGAUAUCACGCGUAGGAGAUUGGGCGCUCAGAUGGACCGAAGGCAACGAGCGCGUACAGAUUGUAUUCGUCAUGAUGUUAUUCCCACUUAUCAUGAAUGCGAUACAAUACUACAUUAUCGACAGUUUUAUCAAGUUGAAGGAACCUGGCCACGAAAGUCUUCCAUCGGAAGACGGGGAUAGACAAGAUCCCUUUGACGAUGCGCUUAUCGAAAGUGACGACGAAUCGAUCAGCGGGGAGAGCAAUGAAAGCAUGAAGCUCUCCAACUCUAGGAAUUUCAAGAAGGCAGACAUAAAGGGCCCGGAUAGCGGACGUGAAGAAUACGACCCGGACCUGGAUGGGCAAACUAUAAUAGGAAGCAGCAGGAGUCAAGAAAGAGGAAAACUAUUACCUAAAGAAUUAGUUCCUCAUGAGUAA